Molecule: messenger RNA, 823 nt
Organism: Jaculus jaculus (lesser Egyptian jerboa)
Lineage: Eukaryota; Metazoa; Chordata; Mammalia; Rodentia; Dipodidae
Product: collagen alpha-2(I) chain-like
Exons: 4
Coding region: 1-450 (149 amino acids)
Source: RefSeq, a predicted model, not a curated record
AUGAAAGAGCAGAAACUCAAGGACGACAUCCCGGGCCUGCGUGAAAAGCUGACGGGGCUGGCAGGAGAAGUCGCUAUCGGAGCGGCGGCGGCACUCCCUCAUCGACCCGGCCUCUGCCCCGGAGCUGCUCCGGCUGCAGCAUCAGCUGGCCAGCACCCAAGACGCGCUACGGGACGCCCUGGACCAGGGUCAGCAGGUGGAGAGUCUCGUGGAGGCCCUAAGGGGAUGCUCGGACCGGGCCCAGGACAAACACUGACCCUGAGGGACACCAUCGAGUGGCCAGUUCCCACCAGAGCCCUGCCAGGCUGCCCUGGCAGCGAGCCAGGAGUGUCCCUUCAGAGACAAGACUGUGUUUGUAACCAUAAUGUCCUCACACGUGGACAUUCUUCACCCAAACCCCCUGCCGGACCAGGAGGCUCCCACAGAAAGCGCCUAGAAUCGAUGCUUUAGCUGUCUAACCCAGAGAUGAAUACUGCUCUUGUUCCAGCAAAGUCGGGCAGCCUCGUGCCACGCACAGACAGGAGGUACUUGUCAAAUCUUAACAGCCAAAGGCCCCACAAGGAACCAGGGGCGCCUGAGCACCCACUAGCCCCGAGGGUUGGGGAGGGUGGCCUUGCCUGUGGCAGGUGUGUGUGCAAGAAGCCAUUUCCCUACAAGAGCGUUGGCGUUCGUAGGCCUCUCGGCCUGCCCGGUGUGGCUGCCAAGGUGUGGCUCAGUGACGUCCCUUUUCCAAGCCCCUACCCUCUCUCCCUCCCUCUCGAUGGAAUUGUGGAAGUGUGGCUAGUCCCUCAUAUGGACAAUAAAGCUUGUGACAGGUGCAGGA